AGCCACGUCCCCAAGCCACGUCGCUCUUUAUUCGCCAUUUUCCCGAUUUGUAAGGCUAGAAUCACACUAUUGUAGCUUCUCGCUGAUAUUCACCACUACCAGGAUAAAGGAAAAACUAAGUGUUAUUGGAGACAACCGGAACACGCUUAUGGGCGUAAGAUUGGUCUGCGAGUAAAGGCGCUAGCUUAAACAUGAACAUUUUCAGGCUAACCGGCGAUCUGUCCCACCUAGCAGCUAUCAUUAUUCUGCUGCUAAAAAUAUGGAAAACCAGGUCCUGUGCCGGUAUUUCCGGAAAGAGUCAGGUUCUCUUUGCCUUGGUGUUCACCACUCGGUACCUGGACCUCCUCACAUCCUUCAUUUCCCUCUACAACACCACCAUGAAGGUCAUUUACAUUGGAUGUGCAUACGCCACCGUGUACCUGAUUUAUAUGAAGUUCAAGGCCACCUACGACGGGAACCACGACACAUUCAGAGUGGAGUUCCUGGUGGUGCCAGUUGGCGGACUGGCGUUCCUCGUCAACCAUGACUUCUCUCCCCUGGAGAUCCUGUGGACCUUUUCCAUCUACCUGGAGUCGGUGGCUAUCCUGCCCCAGCUCUUCAUGAUCAGCAAAACGGGUGAAGCGGAGACCAUCACCACCCACUAUCUGUUCUUCCUGGGACUCUACAGAGCCCUCUACCUCUUCAACUGGAUAUGGAGGUUCUACUUUGAGGGAUUCUUUGACAUGAUCGCCAUUGUGGCUGGAGUGGUGCAGACCAUCCUCUACUGCGACUUUUUCUACUUAUAUGUAACAAAAGUGCUCAAAGGAAAAAAGCUGAGUCUGCCAGCUUAAGUGCCAAAGAGGAGCGUUUGGGCAGACUCAAAGCAGGGGCCUCCGACGGGGGGAGGAACGGCAGGGGGCACGCCCCCAAAAACCCCCCCCCCCCCCCCCCACCAUCCGCCGCUGCUCUCCACUCGUCCCCCUCCAACCACAGUAAGAUGCCUGAAACAGAGAGCGAGCGGGGGCUGCACCUCCAUCUGCUCCAGAGUCCGUGGAAGCAGAGCCCCUGCGGGGGCCACUCCUCGGUUCUCGGGUUUCUGUUUGAUGCAUCUUGCCUUAACUUUUUUUUAAAACUUUUUUUUAUUUUUUAUUGCUCUGUUUGAAGGAAGGAAGAAAAAAAAAAACGGCACAGGUUUUCUACAUUAAAAAAAAAAAGAUUCGACACGAUGAAUAAAGAGCAGAGGAUGUAAAAUUGCCUACGAUUGGGCAUUUGUACGAUAAUGAAACGGACUACUUGUGGUGGGAUAGAAAUGAGCGUUUGUAAUAGUAUUUGCAACCAAAAUAAAUGUGCUUUCUUUUUCAUGAAUCAAUCUGGGGAGGAAUAUGUCACGUCCUUACGUUGGACAAAAUAUUGUUUGUUUUUACUUUUCUUUUUUUUUACUUGUUUUUUUUUCUUGAAACCAGUAUGCAUUCCCAUGUAAAAAGUUUCAACUUGCCCUUUGAUAGAAUAUAAAUCUGAUAUAGAUGCAGAAAGUUAAAUAUAUUUUAUGUUUAAAUGCCAGCAGAAUAUCUUGAGUCUCAGCUGCCUCUGUGUAUUUUAAUGAUUGGUAUUAAAACAUCUUACAGAAAAUACACACAGAAAGCCCAGGUUAAAAAAAAAAAAAGGUGGCCAAUAAGCUUUUUGUCUUAAUAAAUGAGUCAUAUCUCAAACUAAGUCGCAUCACCUGUAAUUAAACAACAUUGCCAAGCCCCUUUAUUGCAGAAAGCUCCUUUUUAAAUGUUUAAGAUGCAUAAAUUCACUGGUAAUGUGCUGUAUGUAGUUUCACAGCAGAAAGUUCUUUUAGAUACAGAUGUAUUUAUUCUUUUUUUUUUCUUUUUUUCUUGCUGAUUUCCAAUAAACGGAGUCUGUACAAUUAUGUACGUGUUGUGCAUGAUUUUUAA
Messenger RNA from Menidia menidia (Atlantic silverside), 1919 nucleotides. Lineage: Eukaryota; Metazoa; Chordata; Actinopteri; Atheriniformes; Atherinopsidae. The record is from the annotation of a GenBank genome assembly.